This is a messenger RNA of Haliotis rubra (blacklip abalone), 2845 nucleotides long. Its product is annotated as angiogenic factor with G patch and FHA domains 1-like. The coding region runs from base 99 to 1874 and encodes 591 amino acids. The record is from RefSeq and is a predicted model, not a curated record. The transcript is spliced from 13 exons. NCBI's taxonomy places the organism in Eukaryota, Metazoa, Mollusca, Gastropoda, Lepetellida, Haliotidae. Gene Ontology annotation, molecular function: nucleic acid binding; protein binding.
CUCCCUUAGAAAUGAGUUUUGUGGAGAAAUGAAAGCUGCUACCAUGUCGUUAGGAACGUGCUUUUAAGCCGUAUUUCAGGACUCCAUAAGACCUAGCCAUGGCGGGUGAUGAUAUGGAGAUUGAGACAUUAAAGGCAAAAGUCCUGGAACUGGAAGCUGAGCUGACAGCAGUGAAACAGGAACUAGAAGAUGCACAUAAAGAAAUAGAGAAAGGGGCCAAGGCUUUGGAAAAGAAAAAACGACAGCUUGAAACUGCCAAUACGUACAAUGAUGAUCUUCGUGAACAGAUGACAGCCCUGAGUCGUGAGAUUCAGGACUUCCGAGACAGACGACGAACUAUGAAGGAAGCAGGACUUCAAGCUGUUGCAGAGGAGAUUCUUACAGAACUUGGAGAAAAGCCACUGCCAAACUGGGAAAAUGGAGAAACUACCACACUGGUGGGCACAGACAAGCCAAUCUCUAUAGCAGAAUCCCUGAAACAGACAGCAGAGGCAACUCUUUCCCAGUCUGGAUUUGUGUUUGAUGAUAACAGUGGCCUCUACUAUGAUUACAAGUCUGGGUAUUACUACAACCAUGAACAAGGGCUGUACUACGACCCAGCAACUGGAACCUACUUCUACUAUGAGGAGGCGAGUGGAGAGUACAAGUUCCACUCCCAGGUGGAGCCACUCCAGUACACUUGUCCCCCUAGCCAAUCACAACCCAGGAAUCCCACAGCAGAGCCCUCUGGUAAUAAAGAGAAGGUGAAAAAGAAGAAGAGUAAGGAUAAAAGGAGGAGGGAGAGAGAGGAGACAAUUCACACCAGCCAGUCAGACGUGGACGAAGUGACCUCUGCCCUCCAUAAACUGGAAAUAGAAAAAAGUCGACAACAUGCUAUAGAAGUGUCCAGCAACUGGCCCCCCUGUAUCCGUGUGAUGGUCUCCGAGUCUGACUGUCUGUCUCAAGCAACGCUGUUCAUUGUAACCUGUGAUGGUGCCAGCAUUGGCAGGGAGAAGGGCAUGAACAACCUCAUCAGAAUACCUGACAUCAACGUCAGCAAGGUGCAUGCUGGGAUAAAGUAUGACUACAACCUACAGAGUUAUGUCAUCACUGAUUCUGGCAGUCAGAAUGGAACAUUCCUCAAUGAUGCUCGCAUAUCACAGGUGCAGUCUGAGAGUACAGUCAUAUCACAUGGUGAUGUUCUUCAAGUGGGCAAUACGACCCUGUCCCUGCACAUCCACCCUGGCAGUGACACAUGUGAUGAGUGCGAGCCAGGACAGGUCUUGGGCAGAUUGCAGGCUGAGGAGAAGGCUAACCGAGAGGUGAAGAUCGUGAGUAGGGCAGAUCGGUUGAAGGAGCACAAACAGCAGCUGAAACAGAUCAAGAGGAGAUACGGUCUGGAGAACUGUGCCUAUGUAGACAACACAACAGCCAUCCACAACCCAGCCUAUGAAGACAAGGCAGCUUCCAGGCGGCAGACAGUCGGUAGUGAUAACCCACAUGCUCCGGAUGAGGGCCCAGCCUCGGUCAUGCAACCAAUAUCAACUCAGAACAAGGGCCACAAGCUGCUGGCCAAGAUGGGCUGGAAGGAAGGUCAAGGUCUUGGCAAGGACAAUACAGGAAUAGCAGAGCCAAUCAAUGUGAUGCUGAGGACCAAUCAGGCAGCUGGAUUAGGGUCUGGGGCAGCAGUUCAGAAGAGCCUAGAUGACGUGCAGAUGGCGGGGAAGAGUCAGCGAUGGCUGCAGGCCCAGCAGAGAUACAACAAGCUGGCUAAGCAGCCUGUUGAUCUUAGCAAACCCACAAACAUGUCCCUCUCCUUCAAGAAAGGCCCAACCAUCAAACUCCAGCCUAAGGUUGACCUUGGGGCAGGAGAAUCUGAUGAGGAUGGAGACUGACUUGAUGGAGCUGUUUGUGCAGGACUCCCGUCAAAGGUUACCCAACACAUGUGAUCAGAUACUGAUCUGUCAGCCAGUCGAACAGACCUGUAUCACUGUGUGCUCAUUCCCACACAACAGUGAACUUAGGCCCUGAAGGAGUGUGUCCCGGGAAUGGUUUUGAAAACAGGAACUUGCGACAAUCCAGGAGGUGAUGUUGCGAUGACCAGUUUCUCAAAGCUGAUGAUCAGUUCAUCAUCAUUCACUCGGGUGGUGGGGUGGGUUAGCCUUGUGGUUAAAGCGUUUCGCUCAUCACGUUGAAGACCCUGGUUCGAUUCCUCACCUGGGCAAAGCGUUUGAAGCCCAUUACUGUUGUCCUACCUGCCAUGAUUUGGCUGGAAUAUGGCUAAGAGCGUCAUAAAACCAAACUCAGACACUCAUAAUUCAUUAUAAAAAACAUUAAACAUGUUCACUUAUUUUUGUUGCAAUUAUGAUCUAUUCCCAAGUUCCAACUUGUCACAUUGGCAAGAGGGUAUUUCCAGGCAGGAUUGAUUGUGUUAUGAAACAAGACAUUUCCUGAACUUGGUAAUCUCUUGACAGCUAUAGCUAAUGCUGGAAGUUAUCCAGGACCAGGUUGUAGCAGGACUUAAGUGAUACAUUCAUGUGUCAUAGCACCCCUGUUACUGAACGUGCAAUAAAUGUGUUGGUUUUAUCAAACUACAACACUAUGCCUGCAUUAGCUACCCAUCAUCAUGAUGGAGGUCACUUACGAACCCGUAACACCAAGCAUGUAAUAAUAUGUACUAAUAUGACUUUCCAAUAUUUGGAGUUGAGAGAAUGUUUUCACAUCCUUAGCCUAGACAGUGUAGAUGACAUGAAACUAAAAAUACUGUUUGCUAACGAGGAAUUGUUGAAAAGUUAUAACAUGUAUAUAGGAAGACCCUGAUUAAAGACACCUUCCUGAAAAUCUCACAUUUUAAGUAUCAUUAGUU